Molecule: messenger RNA, 13141 nt
Organism: Xyrauchen texanus (razorback sucker)
Lineage: Eukaryota; Metazoa; Chordata; Actinopteri; Cypriniformes; Catostomidae
Product: voltage-dependent L-type calcium channel subunit alpha-1C-like
Exons: 46
Coding region: 380-6982 (2200 amino acids)
Biological process (GO): calcium ion import across plasma membrane
Cellular component (GO): membrane; voltage-gated calcium channel complex
Molecular function (GO): high voltage-gated calcium channel activity
Source: RefSeq, a predicted model, not a curated record
UAUCCUUUGAUGCGCUCUGAACGGUGUCUGAAACUACGGCAGCACCCGCUAUUCCUGCGUUUCUUCUGGCGGUUGCAGCAUCCUAUCCGAACCGUUUCUGAGCCGUUCGAUCCGAUCUGAUUAUCGAUUAUCAUGUUUCAUAAGUAGGGCCCGGAUGUUUCAAAGAUGCACUGGUUCGUUUUUUUAGGUGGUUCCAGCGAUUAUCCUUUCCUGAUCUUUAGUUCCAUAAUGGGGAUAAGGUAAUAUUAACUAAGCCGCAAGAGAAGGAAUAUCUUACGCUUUGCUCCCCCCCAUUUUCCCCUUCAUUGGGUUGGUUUUCCUACCCCUCCUUUUGCAACAUUUUUCUUCAUUCAUCUUCGGAUAAAGCUGGACUACAUAUAUGGUAAAUGAAAGCAAAAACAUGUACAUACCGGAGGACACCCUUGAAAACCAUCAAGGCUCCAACUACUCCAGUCCAUCGUUGGCUCCGGUUGCCAGUCUGAAUGAGGAUGAGCAUGUGGGGGGUGGGGGUGGUGUGCUGGGUCUUGCACCUGAACACAUUCCCACCCCUGGCGCCCCCCUCAGCUGGCAGGCUGCCAUAGAUGCGGCACGGCAGGCCAAGCUGAUGGGCACCACUGGAGCCCCAAUUUCCACUGCGAGCUCCACGCAGCGCAAACGCCAGCACUACACCAAACCCAAGAAACAGGCCAGCACUGCCUCCACGCGCCCACCCCGAGCCCUUCUCUGCCUCACUCUUAAAAAUCCCAUCCGCAGGGCGUGCAUCAGUAUCGUGGAAUGGAAACCAUUUGAAAUCAUAAUUUUGAUGACUAUUUUUGCAAACUGUGUGGCCUUAGCUGUCUACAUCCCUUUCCCUGAGGAUGAUUCCAACGCAACCAACUCCAACCUGGAACGGGUGGAGUAUCUCUUUCUGAUCAUUUUUACGGUGGAAGCGUUUCUGAAAGUGAUUGCGUAUGGGCUGCUGUGUCACCCGAAUGCAUACCUGCGGAACGGCUGGAAUCUGUUGGAUUUCAUCAUCGUGGUGGUAGGGCUUUUCAGUGCAAUAUUAGAGCAGGCCACUAAAGGGGAUGGUGGGACUUCAAUGGGAGGCAAGGCUGCAGGUUUUGAUGUAAAAGCUCUGCGAGCCUUUAGAGUGUUGAGACCUCUGAGACUCGUGUCUGGAGUUCCUAGUUUACAGGUGGUGCUGAACUCCAUCAUUAAAGCCAUGGUUCCCCUCUUGCACAUCGCUCUGCUUGUUCUGUUCGUCAUCAUCAUUUACGCAAUCAUCGGCCUUGAGCUAUUCAUGGGCAAGAUGCACAGAACCUGCUUCUUCUUCAGAGACGGACACAAAGGUCAAGACUUUAUCUUUUUUAGCAUUUGUUUUUCCCUCGUUAUAGUCAUCACAUUCAUUUCAGAUCAGCUGACAAAGUCCUGUUUACUUUCGGGUCCUAUAGCUGAGGAGAAGCCAGCCCCCUGCGCACCAAGCUCUGCACAUGGACGACACUGCUCGCCCCCCAACGUCACGCAGUGCAUGAUGGGUUGGGAGGGACCAAAUGAUGGAAUCACAAACUUUGAUAACUUUGCAUUUGCCAUGCUGACUGUGUUUCAAUGCAUCACAAUGGAGGGAUGGACGGACGUCCUGUACUGGAUGCAGGACGCCAUGGGUUAUGAGCUUCCGUGGGUCUAUUUUGUCAGUCUGGUCAUCUUUGGAUCCUUUUUCGUUCUAAAUCUGGUUCUGGGUGUGUUGAGUGGAGAGUUCUCAAAAGAACGAGAAAAGGCCAAAGCCCGUGGUGAUUUCCAGAAGCUUCGUGAGAAACAGCAGCUGGAGGAGGAUCUGAAGGGCUACCUGGACUGGAUCACACAGGCGGAAGAUAUCGACCCCGAGAAUGAUGAUGAAGGACUGGAUGACGAUAAGCCUAGAAAUCUGAGUAUGCCGGCCAGUGAAAAUGAGUCUGUGAACACCGAUAACGCUCCAGCCGGUGAUAUGGAAGGAGAAACCUGCUGUACUCGCAUGGCAAAUAGGAUCUCCAAAUCCAAAUUCAGUCGUUAUUCUCGCCGGUGGAAUCGGUUAUGUCGGCGAAAGUGCCGUGCAGCAGUGAAAUCGAACGUGUUUUACUGGCUGGUGAUUUUCCUGGUAUUUUUGAACACACUAACCAUUGCCUCUGAGCACCACCAGCAGCCGGACUGGCUCACUAAUGUACAAGAUAUUGCCAAUAAGGUGUUGCUGGCUCUCUUCACCGGUGAGAUGCUACUGAAGAUGUACAGUCUGGGCUUACAGGCCUAUUUCGUCUCCCUUUUCAAUCGCUUUGACAGUUUUGUGGUGUGUGGUGGGAUUCUGGAGACCAUCCUGGUGGAGAUUAAGGUCAUGUCACCUCUUGGCAUCUCUGUUCUGCGCUGUGUCCGUCUGCUCCGCAUUUUCAAGAUCACCAGGUACUGGAAUUCUCUCAGUAAUCUGGUGGCAUCUCUGCUGAACUCAGUGCGGUCGAUCGCUUCCCUGUUGCUGUUGCUCUUCCUCUUCAUCAUCAUCUUCAGUCUGUUGGGAAUGCAGCUCUUUGGCGGCAAGUUCAACUUUGAUGUGACGCGUCGCAGCACCUUCGAUAACUUCCCCCAGUCUCUCCUCACUGUCUUUCAGAUUUUGACAGGAGAGGAUUGGAACUCUGUGAUGUAUGAUGGCAUCAUGGCGUACGGAGGGCCGUCCUUCCCUGGCAUGCUCGUCUGCAUAUAUUUCAUCAUCCUUUUCAUCUGCGGAAACUAUAUCCUCCUGAAUGUCUUCUUGGCCAUUGCCGUGGACAACCUUGCAGAUGCCGAGAGCCUGACAUCAGCACAGAAGGAGGAAGAGGAGGAGAAAGAGAGGAAGAAGCUGGCCAGAUCGGCCAGCCCAGAGAAACGCCAGAACUCUGAGAAACCUCCACUGGAGAAUGAAAAGAAAGAGGAGAAGAUUGAGCUCAAAUCCAUCACCUCAGACGGAGAAACACCAACUGCCACCAAGAUUAACAUAGAUGAAUACACAGGUGAAGAGAAUGAGGAGAAGAAUCCAUAUCCUGUCAAUGAUUUCCCAGCAGGAGAGGAGGAUGAUGAACCAGAGAUGCCAGUGGGUCCUCGUCCACGACCACUCUCAGACAUUCAGCUGAAGGAGAAAGCUGUCCCCAUGCCAGAGGCCAGAGCUUUCUUUAUUUUCAGCCCCUCUAACAAGUUCAGGACUUUGUGUCAUAAGAUUGUAAACCACAACGUCUUCACCAAUUUAAUUUUGUUCUUUAUACUGCUGAGCAGUAUUUCACUGGCAGCCGAGGACCCAGUGAAGAAUUACUCAUUCAGGAAUGAGAUUCUAGGCUAUGCAGAUUAUGUGUUUACAGGGAUCUUCACCAUAGAGAUCAUAUUAAAGAUGACAGCUUAUGGAGCGUUCCUACAUAAGGGUUCAUUUUGUCGGAAUUAUUUUAAUAUUCUGGAUCUGGUGGUGGUCAGUGUGUCUCUGAUCUCCUCUGGAAUUCAGUCAAGUGCCAUUAAUGUAGUGAAGAUUCUCAGAGUGCUGAGAGUAUUGAGGCCCCUAAGAGCAAUCAACAGAGCCAAGGGCCUCAAACACGUGGUCCAGUGUGUGUUUGUAGCCAUCCGCACCAUCGGGAAUAUCGUCAUCGUUACCUCUUUGCUGCAAUUCAUGUUUGCCUGCAUUGGUGUUCAACUCUUUAAGGGCAAAUUCUUUUUCUGCUCAGACACCUCAAAACAGACACAGGCAGAGUGCAGGGGGUUCUACAUACAGUACAAAGAUGGGAAUGUUGGCAAGCCAGAGAAAGCUCAGCGUACUUGGGAGAACAGUGACUUCAACUUUGAUGAUGUCCUGAAGGGCAUGAUGGCUCUGUUUGCUGUGUCCACCUUCGAGGGUUGGCCAGGGCUCCUCUACAGAGCUAUAGACUCCCAUUCAGAGGAUGUCGGCCCUAUCUACAACUACCGUGUGAUCAUCUCUAUAUUCUUCAUUGUCUACAUCAUCAUCAUCGCCUUCUUCAUGAUGAACAUAUUUGUAGGCUUCGUCAUAGUAACAUUUCAGGAGCAGGGAGAGCAAGAGUACAAAAACUGUGAGCUGGACAAGAACCAGCGUCAGUGUGUGGAAUAUGCCCUGAAGGCCCGCCCCCUGCGCAGAUACAUCCCUAAGAACCAAUAUCAGUACAAGGUUUGGUAUGUGGUGAACUCCACCUACUUUGAGUACCUGAUGUUCACCCUCAUCCUGCUCAACACCAUCUGCCUGGCCAUGCAGCAUCAUGGUCAAUCUCAAUCCUUCAACAAAGCCAUGAAUAUCCUCAAUAUGUUGUUCACUGGCCUCUUCACUGUGGAAAUGAUCCUCAAACUCAUCGCCUUCAAACCCAGGCAUUAUUUUGUUGAUGCAUGGAACACAUUUGAUGCCCUUAUUGUAGUGGGUAGUGUUGUUGAUAUAGCCAUCACAGAGGUUAACCCAGCUGACCCCUCCUCCUCUCCCCCCUCCUCUGUGGUAAGACCAAUGGGCCUCCAAAACACUGAAGAUAAUGCUAGGAUUUCAAUCACGUUCUUUCGGCUGUUCCGCGUGAUGAGGCUGGUGAAGCUCCUGUCUCGGGGAGAGGGCAUUCGGACGCUGCUCUGGACCUUCAUUAAAUCCUUUCAGGCUCUUCCUUAUGUUGCUUUGCUUAUCGUAAUGCUAUUCUUCAUCUAUGCCGUCAUUGGAAUGCAGAUGUUUGGUAAGAUUGCCCUGAGGGAUAACAGCGAGAUAAACCGCAACAACAACUUUCAGACGUUUCCACAAGCUGUUCUGCUGCUCUUCAGGUGUGCUACAGGGGAGGCAUGGCAGGAAAUCAUGCUGGCUUGUAUGCCAAACCGUCCAUGUGACAAGGGGUCAGAUGUCGGCCCUCCCAGUGAAGACUGUGGCAGCCAUUUUGCCAUAUUCUACUUUGUUAGCUUUUAUAUGCUUUGCGCCUUCCUGAUUAUUAACCUCUUUGUUGCCGUCAUCAUGGACAACUUCGACUAUUUAACGCGUGAUUGGUCGAUUCUGGGGCCACAUCACCUGGAUGAGUUUAAGAGGAUAUGGGCGGAAUACGACCCUGAAGCCAAGGGUCGGAUAAAGCACCUGGACGUGGUGACGUUACUACGCAGAAUUCAGCCUCCCCUCGGAUUUGGAAAACUUUGCCCACACAGAGUGGCUUGCAAGCGACUUGUGUCGAUGAACAUGCCUCUCAAUAGUGAUGGAACGGUGAUGUUCAACGCAACUCUAUUUGCCCUAGUGAGGACGGCCCUGCGGAUCAAAACUGAUGGUAACCUGGAGCAAGCGAAUGAGGAGCUUAGGGCCAUCGUGAAGAAGAUCUGGAAGAGGACGAGCAUGAAGCUGCUGGACCAAGUUGUUCCCCCUGCUGGAGAUGAUGAAGUAACGGUGGGGAAGUUCUAUGCCACAUUCCUCAUUCAGGAAUACUUCAGGAAGUUUAAGAAACGCAAGGAACAGGGCCUGGUUUCCAAAAUUGCUCCAAAAACUGCUCUUUCUUUGCAGGCUGGCCUGCGUACACUGCAUGAUAUGGGUCCUGAGAUCAGACGAGCGAUAUCAGGAGACCUGACGGUAGAGGAGGAGCUGGAGAAAGCCAUGAAGGAAACCGUUUGUGCUGCCUCUGAGGAUGAUAUCUUCAGGCGAUCUGGUGGCCUCUUCGGUAACCACGUCAACUACUACCACCAAAGUGAUGGCCACACCUCCUUCCCUCAGUCCUUCACAACACAGCGUCCGUUGCAUAUCAGCAAGUCCGGGAGCCCCGGCGAGCCCGAAUCUCCCUCUCAUCAGAAGCUCGUCGACUCCACCUUCACGCCGAGCAGUUACUCUUCCUCUGGAUCCAACGCAAACAUCAACAAUGCCAAUAACACUGCCAUUGGACAUAGAUACCCUAAACCUAUCGUCAGCACAGUGGACGGACACACAGGGCCACCUCUCGCAACCAUCCCACUGCCACGGCCCAUAUGGUGCUUUCCCAACAAGAGCUCUGAUUCCAGUGACAGUCGUCUCCCUAUAAUACCGCGAGAAGCAUCCACAGAUGAGACGUAUGAUGAAACAUUUCUAGAUGAGAGAGAUCAGACCAUGCUCUCAAUGGACUUGUUGGAGUUUCAGGAUGAAGAGAGCAAGCAAUUGGCUCCCAUGGAAGAGGCGGAUAUGGGAGAGGAGAGGAGGCCAUGGCAAUCUCCACGGCGACGAGCAUUUCUCUGUCCCACUACACUGGGUCGACGGUCUUCCUUUAACUUGGAGUGUCUGAGAAAGCAGAGCAGACCUGAUGUUUCUCAGAAGACAGCACUACCACUGCACCUAGUACAUCAUCAGGCUUUGGCCGUGGCGGGGUUGAGUCCCUUGCUGAGACGGAGUCAUUCUCCGACUUUGUUCACGCGUCUGUGUUCUACACCCCCUGCGAGUCCGAGCGGCCGUAGUGGGGGAGGGCCGUGCUACCAGCCGGUUCCGUAUCUCCGGCUAGAGGGCAGCGGAUCAUACGAGAAGCUCAAUAGCAGCAUGCCAUCUGUGAACUGCAGCACAUGGUACAGUGACAGUAAUGGCAACCACAGUGGGGCCGGGCACAGGACACAGCGGCCCGUGUCCCUCACGGUUCCUCCAAUCACACGCAAAGACUCUACAUCCCUGGCACACGGGAGCGCCUGCAGCCUUGUGGAGGCGGUGUUGAUAUCUGAGGGUUUGGGUCGCUAUGCACAGGAUCCCUCCUUCAUCCAGGUAGCAAAGCAGGAACUUGCAGAUGCCUGUGACAUGACCAUGGAGGAGAUGGAGAACGCUGCCGAUAACAUUCUCAAUGCCAAUGCCCCGCCGAACGCCAACGGAAACCUGCUACCCUUCAUACAGUGCAGAGACACUGGUUCGCAGGAGUCUCGUUGCAGUCAUGCACUGGGGCUCUCAAUGGCCACUGGGCCUGAUGAGCUACUGGGGGCAGAGUUAGACCACUCUGAGGGGGAGGGGCAGCGGAACAGCACUCUGAUUGAGGAUGAGGACAUGGAGUGUGUGACGAGUUUGUAGGGGGAACAGCAGCACAGAGGACUUCCUGUGUCUUAGCCCAGCUCUCUCGGAGGACACUGCUGUCCUUCAGUCUGACUCGUCUGUUGAGUGUAACUGCUGUAGGGGUAUAAGGCCAUUCUGCUUCGCUGAAACCGAGUUGGUUUUUAGUUGUCUGUGUUUGCGAGAGCACGAGCGAGUAGGCGCGUGUACGUGUUUGUUUGUGUGUGUGUGUGUGUGUGUGUGUGUUUCUAAAGUGCCUCACAGUUCUCACAACCUUGAUUAAGGGAUUGCAGUAAGGAAGAAAUUAAAAAACCCUGACUGAGCAGGGGAUGAAGGGAAAAGAUGUGCUGUUGCUCAUUGAGUGGGAUCCGUUUGCUGGGCGCCUGUGGGACAUAGCGAGUCCUGUGUGUGAUGGAAGUCACCUUUAAGACUUAACAGGCCCCUCCUCCUCUCCUGCCGUUCUUCAGCGUGGCUGUGGUGCUGAGCAGGUGGAUCAUGAGGGCUGAGGCUGGAGUUUUUCGUCCCGGUGCCAUCGCAAGUUCGAGAUACUCAGAGAGAAAUACCGGACAAACUGGAUCGGUGAACACCACUCAGAUACAGCCGCUCUCUCUCCUUUUACGGGGCUGUCCUUCCGUUCAUCAGGAGAAGUGCCGUUUGCUACCACCCUCACAUCACUCUUCUCCUUUAAAAAAAAUGUUUUUCUUUAUGACUUUAGUUGCGUUUUGGAUUUAUGAUUUCUACACGCAGUUCUCUAGUUAAGCUUGCACAUAGCUUUUCAGUUAUUAGUGGAAAGACUGAUCUCCCUGAAUUUCUCUCUCUUAUGUACCGGUACGGCUUUGAGGUAGCUGCUAGCUGUGAAAGGUACAGGUCAUUGUAUCAGUGGCCUUUUAUUCCAAAUCCACUUCUGUAUUCUGGAAAAAAAAAAAUAGCUGGGGGGUGGGGUACUUGUAACAUUGUUUUUCUUGCAUAUUGAUUUUUUUUUCUAAAUUAUUAUUAUUAUUGAAGGCAUUCAAGAUGUUUAUGCCGGAUGCAGUGUUGUAUUUCUGAAAGAUGUGACUCUAAUGCCUCGUACAGAAAAAACAAUAUUUAUUUAUUUAUUCUUGUCAGAGUUGAAGCAUGUUCAGAGGGGUUCAGUCUGUCUUAUGAUGUUUAUAGGUUGCUCACAAGCUGUAAUUGAGCAGUGUAACUCACCUGCAUGCAGGUAGCACUGGCAGGUCUCAUGGUUUCCCUUACUGCUGUUGGAUUGGACUCAUGUUUGUUCCGAAACUACUGACGUUUCCUCACUGCUGAUCUACAAAAACAUUCAACAAUGUUAUUGAAACGCUGUGAUUCUGUCAUUGAUCCCGCCUGCUCCACACAGGAAACAGCAGAGCUCCUGAAGGUCAGUCAAGGUGCCCUUUGAGGAGAGAGGGUGGAGUUUUCAGGGAUGUCUGGGUAGCGCAUCAUUUUAAAAACUCUAAUGUAGUUCUCACAGGGCUAAAUAUAUUACCAUCAUACCAACUCAGCAGUAUCAUAAUCAUACAAAGUUAUUAAUUACUAUUAUUAUUAUUAUUACUACUAUUAUCGUUAAGAAUAUUUUUUUUUUUACUGCUGGGGUUUAGCACUGUAUCCAUGCAGUUUGGCAAAUACAACCUACUUUUUGAUCUAUUAUGCAAAUAAGCAUUAGCUUUGUGUUGGUAGUGUGUAAACAGGAUGAGGGCAUCCACUAAACACAUCCACUAAUGAAAACCCUGACCAAUCCGCUUCCAGGAGUCUUUGUUUAUGAUUAUAUGAAUCUCUCUUUCCAUAUAUGAAUAGAUAAUUUACUAUUUUUGUCUGGCUGAAUCUUUCUUGUUUUUAUACCGAAUGUCCUGGAUUUGCCUGGUGUUUCAUUCCAGGACCUGGACAAUGAAAUCCUGCAUUACAUACAUACCUAUUUUAAUUUAUUUUACCGGCCCUGUGCUUUUGUUUACGAAUAAGAUCCUGGAUGUUUACAGGAGGUCACUGCUCUGAAGAUAAUGCAAAGCUUGUGAAAAAAAAAAAAAAUGGAAAAAUGUAGCCAGAACCCACCUGCUCUGUUCCAAAGCCACCACCACACCACAUCUCCUACACACACGUGCCAUGUGUCAUUGUGCGGCUGCCCCAGGCAUAAAUUGAGGCCUUGGUUGUGAAUGUGUGUGUCUGAGUGUGUUUAUCCGAGUUUAGUAUAUGCAGAGUGCAGAACUGAGUAUGUAUGUGUGCAAGUAUUCAUGUGUGGUACGAACGCUGUGUUUGUAUUAGUGUUUAGUAUAUGCAGAAUGAGUGUGUGCGUGCAUGCGUAUGUGCUUGCAUAACACAAGAUAUGCAAAAACAAUGCAAUAACUUUGACUGUACAACAGUUUCAUUCAGAACUACAGCUGUACAAAAAUUUAAGAUAUCUAGAGAGAAUAUAUUCACUGUUGUGUAUCAAGUUACAGAACUUUAAAUUGAAGAAACCUGUCAUACUUGAAAUCGGGUGCAUUUGAGUAUUGAGUCUUUUGAAAUAAUCUUGUGCGGGUCAGUUUGGUUUGAUGUUUUUUUCUUCUGUUGGUUUAAAUUAUCCCUGCAUGAGGAUUAUUUUGGUGUGCCAAGCUUUUAAUAACUUUUUUUGGUUUUCAUCUUAAACAUUGAGGAAACACCGAUGAUGAUGAGGAGUCUAAUGAAUCAUGAAGGUGUAAAUAGAGAUGGAGGAGAGAUGCGUCUUGUGGUGUGAAACUGAUUUUGCAUAUCUUGUGCUCAUCCAGCUGAAAGGUGCAUGAUACGCAAGAGCAGCUCUCUUUCACUUUUUCCUAUUACUUUCCCUCUUUCCUUGUUUUCUUUCCAUUCACUCACCCUCCUGUUUUUCAGCAGACAUCACAGUGAAAGUCUUAUUUCAGUACCCACGCAGGUUUACAGGCUUGCUUUGAUUUCAGUGUGAAUUUUGUUGGUCAUUUACCUGAAUUAUCGCCAUUUGUGAGGCUGCCAUGAAAUAUUAGAAAUCCCAUCGAUUUUAUGGGUAAUUUUUCAUGUCUCAUGGACAAUCUGCAUUUUGGGGAGGAUACUUGAUCUGAAUGGGGAUACUUGAGGUCUGAAAAAUGGACCUAGCAGACAGGCUCCUCCUCUCCGGUCAUUAGCCAAUGAUUGUAUAUUUUUCUAUACUAUAGAGAAGAAUUACCACACACAAGAGAAAAUAUAAACAUCUAUAUCUGCUGAAUGUCAGGGUUGAGAAUGUAUGUAGUGACUUAUACGUAUAGAUAGAAAUUACAUUUUUUGAUAUAGAGAAUUAUAGAGUAAAGCAUUCGUAUUCACUGCAGUAGCUUCUUUUGAAAUUCCAGUUGUACGAUGGCCUAUUAAGCCGGACGAUUGGGCGUUCAUCGAGGGAGGAGUGCAAUGAGAUUAAUCAUGUGAUUUAGGAUCGCAGGGCUUUUCAAAGCUGCUUUAUUUUAAAUUGACACAUCACAUUCCUUUCUGAGCACAUGCACACGAUAGAACAGUCUGGAUAAGCUUCAACAUUCAUUACACAAUAACAGCCCCUGUAAUGAAUGAAAUGCUGAGCAUCGGCAAAUGAAAAGAUGGUGGGUCUACCAGAGACUGCCUGAGACUGCCCAAAUCAUUUAAAUGUAGCUUUCCUUCUCUCAGAGAAUCACAAGUUAUUUUAUAUAUUUGAAUAUAUGAGAAAUAUAUAUCAAAUGGAUAUUUAGAUGUUACACACUUGUAAAGGGUACAGCCAAAGUUGGAUGGGGAAGGGUGGAUCUGUCCACUGAUGGACUCUUGAUUGGUUGCGGUGUAUUAUUUAGUUUACUAUUUGUAGCAGAGGCAAGCACACAAGUUUUCCCGAGAAUAUAGUUAAAGUUGUAAAAACAAUAAGCGACUGAAAGAUCUUGCUUUGUAUCUUUUUGGCAACAUGGACUGAUUUAAAGCGUGAUGUGUUUGGAAAUGUACAACCCUCGUAAAAUAGGAAAACAGACUUUUUUUUGGUUUUGUAUUGUUGGAAAUAAUCCAUUUUAAAUGAGCAGCAAUGAUACAUGAUUGAAAUCCUUCAAAUCCACAACAUUUUACAGUAAACUGCAGUACUACUUACCAAGUUUUUCCAAGGCAUUUUACUGUAGUUUCUUUAUAUUAGGGUGAUCGUUUUUAUUUGGACGCAUCCGGUAAUGAAGGACCAAUAAGGGUUUCCUUUAAAGGAAAGAUUUUCAAAAUGUUAAUAUUAAUUAGCGGAUUUAUUAAGGAAGUCUGUAUUCCAAGCAUUUGGCUGGGCAGUCCUGCGUAUGGUUUUCUGGGUUAGCGUGCUUUUACGGAAACUCUGCAUGUAUCAGACUGAAGGAACGUGCUGUGGGGUUGACCUUUGACCCAGAGAUAGCCUGGACAGGUGCAAUGUCUGCCCUCUGGUUUAUCCUUUGUGUAGCACGUAUCUCUAAUGUCCUCCUUUUAUACGACUGUUAAUUUGAUAUUAUAAUAAGUUAAUGUAGUACGUUAAUGAGUUUUAACGAUUAACUAAAAGCUUUUGUGGUGAUGCAAUAAUCACAAUUUGCACAUUUAAACCACAUUUAGUUUGAUACAUCUUACACAUAAUCAAAGGAUGAAUUUAUGCAUAGAUUUUAGAUUGUGUAAAUAUUAAUUUCGCCCUAAGCUCAAAAUGUCAAUCUUGCCAUAGUUUCAUUAAGACAGAUGGGAUGAUACAUGACUGCAGAUUUGUUUCUUUUCCUGCAGAAGGCAAGACAGGUCUUCAGGUGUGCGUUAGCAUUAAUAUCAGUGUUUUUGAUACACUGAUGACAUUUGGAACCCAAAUUCAUGGGUAGGUUAGUAUUAUUGUGUUGUUUUCCAGUACAAAUAUCAAGUUAAUACGACUUGUUCAGAGAAUGUAUCUUGAAAUAUGUUUUUAUUACCACAAUCGCAAAUAGUUUUUUUUUGUAUUGUUUUAAGCAAAAACCAAUUUGGUGAGGCUAAUGCUUAAAACCCCACAUAUAUUUAAGGAUAUUUAUAUAUUUUACUGGAAAGCAUGACAAAAAUACUUAUUUAGAAAAUGAUUGCAGAAUGCGGAAGAGUUUAUCUAAACCAAUAAGAGGCUUUUGAGUGACAUUUCCCCGCCUCCAGUUCCACCCUGUGAAUGUAGCACUAGAGACCAAAAGAGAUGUGUGGAACAUUAAAGAUUUUAAUGAGGAGCUCUUAAAGGUUGUACAAGUACUUAUUGCACAAAUUUAUAUGUAUGGCUGAAGUGAAAUGUUUUAACAAUUUAUUUCAAUCACAUCCUGCUUUCUGCAGAGGAGAAGAAAAUGUUUUGAUUGAGUCGAGUGUAUCGAGCUUUGGCCGAGUUGCUUUCUACUGGUUGGUUCUCUCUUUCUCUAAUGGGUGGCAGGACUGAGGGAGAUAAUUUAUUGACAGCACCGCAAUGCAACCCGUGGUUCUUUAUGUCUAGAGCAAUGUUAUAGAAACUGUAAUCUGUGUUACACUAUUGUUCCAGCAUUUGGGGGCUGAUUUGGUUCAUGUUUAACUAUCAAAGAUGAGUCAUCACACACAAAGGGAGGAAUUUUAGAACAGAUUGUCUCUAUUGUUUUAUUUUGAUGACCACUUGAGCAGCUUUCGUAGUUUUAAUUAUGACGGUGUGGAUGGGAUAUGUAGUCUUGAGGUCCUGAGUUGGAUGUUAAAUUUAAGAGCUGAACAGAACUAAAUUAGAUGUGUCUUGUGCUUUUGGUAGACUUCGAAGGCAUCAGUGCUGACCAUUCAGGUCUCUCAAGAAACACCGUCAGAGGUCAUUCAUAUUUUGGUAUAUUUAAUCAACUUUAGAGCCCAGGUGUUAUUGAAACCUCAGUGAGACGUCUGCAUGGUCUGUCAUUCCCUCCUUUUGUUUCAUUUCCAUCAUUCAUUUGUUCAUUUAGAUUUUAAAAGAACACGCUACGUAAAUCUGAAGAUUAAAUCACUUUUUCUACUCCUAUUUUCAAAAAAAAAAACUAAAAAAAGUGAAAAUAAAAACCAACAAAAAAAAAAUUUGAUUUGUAAAUAAGUAAUUGUACAGUUUGUAUCUGUAUCUGUCAGUCUGUCUUUGGUGACAGAGUGUGUCUUGCUUAUAACGCACGCUACCAGUAAAUAAAAACGAAAAAAAUAUCUUUAGAUUGUAUGGUUCUUGACAGGAAGUUUUAAAUUAAUCUCUGCUGUAUAUUCCUGUAAUAUUGCAUUUUUAUCUGAGGAAUGAUGUUAUUAAAGAAU